AUGGAGCUGAAGGCGGAGGGCGUGGAGGGGCUCGUGCGGCCGGUGAAGGAGCGCAAGAAGCACGACCGCUUCAACGGCAUGAGCGAGGAGGAGGUGGCGCGCCGCACCCUGCCCGACCACCUCGCCGAGAACCUCGACAUCAUCAUUAUCGGCAUCAACCCGGGCCUGUUCGCGGCGUACAAGGGGCACCACUACGCGGGCCCCGGGAACCACUUCUGGAAGUGCCUCUACCUGUCGGGCCUCACGCGCGAGCAGAUGAGCGCAGACGAGGACUACAAGCUGCUGAACUUCGGCAUCGGGUUCACGAACAUGGUGUCGCGCGCCACCAAGGGCUCAGCGGACCUGACGCGGCGCGAGAUCAAGGAGGGCUCCGCGCUGCUGCUGGAGAAGCUGCAGACCUUCCGGCCCAAGGUGGCCGUCUUCAACGGGAAGCUCAUCUACGAGGUGUUCUCCGGCAAGAAGGACUUCUGCUUCGGCAAGCAGCCCGACACCAUCGCCGGCACCAACACCUACACGUGGGUGAUGCCGUCGUCGUCGGCGCGCUGCGCGCAGCUGCCCCGCGCCGCCGACAAGGUGCCCUUCUACGCGGCGCUCAAGAAGUUCCGCGACUACCUCAACGGGCUGGUGGCGCACGUGGACGAGGCCGAGCUGGUCUUCCCCGACAACACGAGCCGCCGGCCGCAGGAGGAGAUGGAGAUACGCAGACUGACGAUGGAGCCGGAGCCCGGCGACACCAUCAUCCUGGAGGACGGCACGGAGGUGCCCCUGAAGAAGAAGCGCGGGCGGCCCAAGAAGGUGAAGCUGGAGAACGGCGAGACGCCGGCCGCCGCGCCGAGGGCGCCCCGCGCGCCGCGCCCCGCCCCGCCCCCGGCCGCCCCCGACGCGCCCCCAGACCAGCCGCCCAAGAAGAAGCGCGGCCGCCCCAAGAAGAUCCGCCCCGAGGAGCAGCAGUUCCUGCUGCAGCAGCAGCAACAACAACAACAGCAGCAGCAGCAGCAGCAGCAACAGCAACAGCAGCAGCAGCAGAGCAACCCAAUGCUGCAGCAGCAGCUCACGCCGAUCCCGUCCAUGGGGCACGAGCAGCAAUUUCUGCAGCACCAGGGCGAGUUCCAGCAGAUGCCCUCGCCGCUGGCGCAGAGUUCCCUGCUGUACGGCGUGCAGCACCAGCAGCACCAGCACCAACAGCACCAACAGCACCACCAGCAUCAACAGCACCAGGCGAUGCCGCCGGACGGUUCGCCAUAUUAUCAGCCACCCAACGCCGGCAUGGAGAGCCCGAUGGACGUGUCGGGCAUGGGGCUGUCGCGCGGCUACGCGUCGCCCGGCGCCUACGCGUCCCCGCGCGCCGUCUACGCGUCGCCGCGCUCGCAGGGCUACUCCCCGGGGCCGCAGCGCUUGGCUGCUACUCCUCAGCCGCAGCAGUACCCGUCGAGCCCGGCCGCGUUCUCCGGGCCGUCGCCGCCGCGCGCGCCCUACGGCUCGCCGGCGGCCGUGAGCGCGGUGGGCGCCGGCGGCGUGGGCGGCGUGGGCGGCGUGGGCGGCGUGGGGGGCGCCGGCGCGGGCGGCGGGGGGCGCUUCGCGGCGCGCAGCCCCCUGUACGCGGGCAGCCCGGCGCCCUACCGCCAGCAGCCGAGCCCGGCGCCGCAGCAGCGCUUCUCGCAGUCGCCGCACCCGCACCCCUACUCGAGGUCGCCCGCGCCGCAGGUGGCGCCGCAGACGCCGUACGCGCGGUCGCCGGCGCCGAGCGGCGGCGUGGGGGGCGUGGGCGGCGUGGGGGGCGUGGGCGGCGCUGGGGGCGUGGCGGGCGCGGGGGGCGCGGCGUUCGGCGCCGGCUCGCCCGCGGCGCUGAGCUACACGGCGUCGCCGGCGACGCCGUACAGCCAGCACAGCUCGCCCGCGCCCUACGCGGAGCACUUCGCGGCGCCCGCCUUCGAGGCGCCCGUGUCGCCGCCCGUGCCGCUGGACUUCGAGCCGCCGCGCGACGCCGCCAGCCCCAUGGGCAGCACCGACAUGCACGCCGGCAGCAACUCCAACUCCUCGCUCUCCGACUACAACAAGACGAGCGGGGGCGGCGGCGAGGCGUCGCCGGGCGUGGGCGCGGUGGGGCCGGUGGCGGGCGCGGGCGGGGCGGGCUUCGGCGGCGCCUUGUACGACGGCUCGCCCAGGCUGCCCUACCCGCCGCCCGACAAGCCCGACUACUUCCCGCAGGACCAGGGCAAUAGUAUGUCAGAGAGUCCGCGGUUAGACCAGAUACAUCAGCAUCCCUCCAUGUAUCCUAGCAAUUUUAAUAGGUCACCGAGCGGUGGCGAGGCGGCUUUCUCCCCGUUUCGCGGCGACGUACACCACGAGCCGCACCACGAACACCACGACCACCACGACCAUCACGAACAUCACGAUCACCACGACCACCACCAGUCGCCAGGCUCCCCGGGCGAGUUCCCGGCGGGCGUGGGCGGCGCGGGCGGCGCCGUGGGCGGCAAGCCGCAGGACGUGGCCUCCAAGUCGCUGUCGGGGCUGGAGUCGCUGGUGGACCAGAUCCCGUCGAUCGCGGAGGGCGGCGCGGGCGCGGGCGGCGGCGGCGGCGCGGCGCCCGACGCGGCGCCCGUCGCGCCCCUGCCCGACUACGCGCCGCCGCUCUACCCGCCCUACGGCGCCUACGGCACGCCCGCCUACCCCAACAACGGGUAUGGCGGCCCGUUCGUGGGCUACGGCGGCGGCUGGGGCGGGCAGCUGGUGCGCGGCUACCUGCCCGACUGGCAGUACGGCUACGCGCCGGCGGUGCCGCCCGCCUACCCGCCCUACAACGCGCCCUACUACAACGGCUACCCGGCGCCGCCGCCCGCGCACCACCAGCAGACGCACUACCUGUCGGCGCCGCCGCUCAUCGACCUGCACAAGAACGGCGAGCACGCGCCCUCCGUGCCCUCCGUGCCCUCCGUGGGCUUCGGGGGCUUCUGC
Messenger RNA from Iphiclides podalirius (scarce swallowtail), 2958 nucleotides. The record is from the annotation of a GenBank genome assembly. Lineage: Eukaryota; Metazoa; Arthropoda; Insecta; Lepidoptera; Papilionidae.